Sphenostylis stenocarpa is the source of this 357-nucleotide messenger RNA. The record is from the annotation of a GenBank genome assembly. NCBI's taxonomy places the organism in Eukaryota, Viridiplantae, Streptophyta, Magnoliopsida, Fabales, Fabaceae.
AUGGCAGCAGAUAUUGUUGGUGGUGCUCUUCUUUCUGCUUUCCUUCAGGCUGCAUUUGACAGGCUCGCUUCCCCUAGAGUUUUAGACUUCUUUCCUAGAAGAAAACUCGAUGAGAAGCUGCUCAACAACUUGAACAUCAUGCUGCACUCCAUUGAUGCUCUUGCUGACGAUGCAGAACAUAAACAGUUCAGAGAUCUACGCGUUAGAGCAUGGCUUUUCGCUGUCAAAGACGCUGUCUUUGAUGCAGAGGAUCUCUUGGAUGCAAUCGACUAUGAACUCACCAAAUGCAAAGUGGAAGCUGAAUCUCAACCUCAAACCUUCUCUUACAAGGUAUCCAAUUUGAGUGGCGGAUCUUGA